Molecule: messenger RNA, 2517 nt
Organism: Komagataella phaffii GS115
Lineage: Eukaryota; Fungi; Ascomycota; Pichiomycetes; Pichiales; Pichiaceae
Exons: 2
Coding region: 1-2517 (838 amino acids)
Source: RefSeq, a predicted model, not a curated record
AUGCUCAAUCAGAAGCAAUGGAUCGUUAAGCAAUUGAAACGAUCCAAAAGUUUGUCCGAAGAAGAGAAAGGCGAGGUUUGGAACCAAAUUCAGGCAGUUCUGGUAGAGGCCAUUAGAAAAAAGAAAGAAGAUGUCAAUGAUUGGGAGAGGCAAGGACUUCCUUUUUUUGAUAAGUGUGAUCUUCAAUUGUGUUGCGAAAAGGACAAUGAUGAACCAGUUUUGCAAGGCAAUAAUGUGGACCCGAUAAUUGACACAACCCAGAGAGUUGCCGUAAGUACUGACUCUCCAGGUGAUCUGCCCAUGGAUGACGAAGAGGACAGUGAAGAUAAUUUUGAAAAGGAGGAGGUAGAACAAAUAGACCGGAAUCAUGAAGCUAAUGAAAAUGCAGAACCUCAAAAUGAUGGAACGAUUGUAACUUUAGGGAACGAAGAAGAAAUGGUAGAUGAGCAAUCUAAAGAUGAACUUUCGGACAAAUCAAUCGAAGAUUUAAAUAAAACACCCAUCGAAGAAUCAGACAUUGAGCCAGCUAAGAAAUCUGAGGUGCAAUAUGUUGAUAAUAUUAAGAAAGAUGUUAUUGAAUCUGAGCAGGCCAGCUCUACUGAAGAGCAACAUAAGUCCGCUGAAGAAAUUUUUGAGGUCCCAGAGAGUCAAACUGUUCUGGUAGAUCAAAUAGAACAAACCGAAAAGAGUCAAUUAGAAGAUCUUCAAGAGAGUCAACACAGAAUAUUAGAAACUAAGGACACGAACUCUGACAACAAAAUUGCAACAACAGGAGACUAUGAUGAAAGAAGUGCUGAGCAAGAAGAUAAACAAUCUCACGCCACUAACCAAUCUGCAACUGAAAAUAAAGGUGCAUUGGGUGCCACCAAUGAUUCUAUACAUGAUCAAGAUCAUGAGAUGGUUGAUCGGGAUCCAACUUCACGAAUAGAGGUGAUUAAAUUUCGAGCUUUUCCCAGAAAAGGAUACUUAGAUAGAGUGACUGGCAGUUCAGGUGGUGUAGCCAUCUCAAUUCAGAAUCAGACUGAAGUGUCCACGUUUUUCAAUGGCCAGCCCAAUUUGAAUCCUGAUGCACAGUUUCUUAACCCCUCCGAAACUCAAUCUGAACCGCAAGUCACUAAUCAAUUAUCAGAGGAUCCCCAUGAUUUUCCACAUAAGACUUCCAUGAAAUCUUCUCAGCACUCUCCAGCGAGGUCACCAAUUAAUUCACCUUCCAAACCUAUUAGUUCAGCUACUAAUUCGCCUAAAAAGUCCCCAAACAGAACCCGAACAGAAUCCCCAAUCAUUGUCCCACCUGGUAAACCGGAUUCCAAGUUUUCCCCUGCCAACGCUGCCACAACCCAUUCAAACAAAUCUUUUGUCAACUCAUCCCUCAAUUCCUCGUCAAAUUCCCUCACAGAAUUAAGCUCGAAGUCUCCUGCAAGAUCCCCAGGUUCCCACAAUUUCCAGACGUCUCAAGCUCCAAGUCAGUCAAAUUUGCCCACUUUUACUCCUGCCGUCGUGACUUCACAGUCGCCAGUCUUGAGCCAUUCUCAGUCUGCUGACUAUGACGACGUCUCAACACAUGGUAUUGACUCUAAAACAAAAGAUGGCUCUCCAACAUCACCAAAAGGUUCACCGACUGCAUCACUUCCAUCAUCAGGUCCAAACUUGAAUCCUGAUAAUUCCUUAUUCGGACGAGAAAGUGCUCCGAAUUCGCAACAGCUUUCUAACACAGUGACUAAUGAAGUAGACAAAUUAAAUUUGAAGAAGCAAGUUGAGCUGCUACGAAGGCAUUUCGUUAAUAUUUCAAGCCGCUCAGAUGAUCUAGCCAUGCAACAAGAGAUAGAGAGUAUAUUUGAAAAAACUGCUGCUAUCAAAGAUUUGGAGAAAAGGGUUGUCUUCAAAACAGUUUGCAGUCAAGUUUUGGUUAAACUGUUCCUUAAACGAUCAUAUUUUUCAACUGAAGUUCUACCAUAUCUACAAUUUAUUGCCGAAAAUAGAAGUACAUUUGAUCUUUAUCAAGAACAGGAUUCUUAUGAAUAUCACCUCUGUCUAUUAACGUGUUACUAUAUUUACCAUCGCAUGGAACCGGAACUGGAUAAAUUUGCGCAAUGUAUCGUUGAUCGCAUUGAAGCAUUGGAUUCUAAACUUGAUAGUCAAGCGAACCAGCCACUGCCAAUGUUGCUGUGCAAGAUUGGUUUGUCUAUUCUUUAUGCCUUUCUUGAUCGGAACUACCACGACCUUUUUAAAAGUUGUUUCGAAUUGGUGACGAUUAUCGAUACGGAGGACCAUGCUGCUGGAAAGCAAUUUCGUCUUCAGUCCAUCCGGUUUUCUCUAGCAACUUUUCUAGACAGGGAGCGUGAAAAGGCGAUCACAGUAAUUCAACAGAAAUUCACGGAAAUCCCAUUGCGGGUACUUAUUUUUGAGCUCAGAUUUUACUCAGAAGAUGAAUGUCUUGGGUUCCUAGACUCUCUAAAUCUCCUAAAUAAGCUUAAAGAACCUCAGAAUGAAUCAGAUGACCUUAUUCUUAGGUUCUGA